Molecule: messenger RNA, 8820 nt
Organism: Camarhynchus parvulus
Lineage: Eukaryota; Metazoa; Chordata; Aves; Passeriformes; Thraupidae
Gene: SALL3
Product: spalt like transcription factor 3
Exons: 4
Coding region: 1640-5428 (1262 amino acids)
Biological process (GO): regulation of transcription by RNA polymerase II
Cellular component (GO): nucleus
Molecular function (GO): DNA-binding transcription factor activity, RNA polymerase II-specific; RNA polymerase II cis-regulatory region sequence-specific DNA binding
Source: RefSeq, a predicted model, not a curated record
ACAGGAGGCGGAGGAGGAGGAGGAGGAGGAGAGAGGGAGGAGCUGCCGCGUGACCCGCUCCGCUCCCAAACUUGAAAGUUUAUCUGCCCGAAAUCAAGAGCGGCCGCGGUGCGCGCAGCGCUCCUUGGCACGGAGCGGAGGCAAGCGACCGGCGGAGCCGCCGCGCAGGGAGCAGCUGGCGGCGCCGCUGAGAACGAGGCAAGGCGGGGAGGGGGGGAUCACCCGGCGACAAAAACAACAGCCACCCCCACCCCCCAAAACUGGGAGACGAUCCAUACUAUUUGCUGGAGACCGAGGACUUGCUCAUCGGCGCACACGCGAGCCCGCUGUCAUUAGCUAACAGGACACACGGCUGAGCCGGGGGGGUGGGUGGGCGGAAGGGCGAGGAGUGUCACAAAAAGUCAUUACAACCUGAGAGAGAGAGGGAGAAAGAAAAAAAACUUCCUACCAAUGGACAACAGGAAGUGACCACCACCACCAACGGGGAGUCUCUGCUUGGAGAAACAAGCUGCAAGACAAAGAAGAAGGAAGGAGAGGUGAAAGACAAAACUGCCCAAGGUCUUCUGCUUGUGCGUGCGUGCGCUUUCGAGAGCGGGGAGAACAAAAGUCAGCCGGGAAGAGGAGACAGAAAGAGCGACGGGAAAGGAGACAGGAUGGAGGAAGAGCUAAAGAGAAGCAUGUGAAGAUCAAGGCGAAAGAGCAGCACAACGCCGAAAAAGAAAGCACACCGAAAAGAAAAGGCAUACGCAAAAGUUUCUUUUCCUCCUGGGAAGAAAUUACUCACGCACAGAAAUCAGAUGCCUUGCAGCCCAACUUCUGGGGAAAGCGAGAUCGAGAGAGUAGAGGACGCAGAGUGAAGAAAGAAAAGUGGGGGAAAAAAGCAGAAAGCAGAGCAAAAGAAACUGAGAGACGGGGGGGAAGAAAGCACGACAGACAGAAAAGCGAAGAUCGUGACCUUUCCCAACAAGUGAACCUUGCACAUAUGUUGUGUAAAGUGUGUGCAAAACAGAUUCCCUCCUGCGUGGUGCGUGUGUGCUUCGCUGCUGCCGCCGCUGCUGCCGCUGCCGCCGCCACCGACGCGGUCGGUGCCUCUCGCAGGCGGCGCUGCCGGUGCCGGGGAGACGCAUCAUUUGGCGGAGCGAAGCGGCUAAUUGCGGAGCCCCGUCCUUCAUUUACAUAUGCAGCCUGAGUCCGCUGGAGACGCGCCAAUCCGCGCUCGCCCCCAGCACCAUUAAUCGCCAUGCAUUAUUCACAAUCAUAAUUACUGAGCCCCAUGCGCGCUGCGCGCAGCCGCCCCAGCCCGCCGCCCCGCGCACUCCCCGCCGCCCCGCGCACACCCCGCCCGGCUCAUCCCCCGCUCGCUCACCCGCUCACCCGCGCACUCACUCACUCACUCCCAGUUUGGCUGGCUGGUUAGCCUUGCCUUAUUUUUUUUUCUUUUUUUUUUUUUUUCCCGGGGUGUUGGUUGCCUUUUCUGUUGUUUGUUUGGUUUGUUUUGCAACUCGACUUUUAUUUGUGAACAGUUAUUUGCAGUCCCCAAACCCCCUUCCUUCUUUCCCAAUUCCUUCCCCGCUCCUUGCCACCUCCACGUCGCUGAUGCCUCUGCAAAAAGCAGAGUCAAGACGGCUCAGUUAGCAGCAUGUCUCGUCGAAAGCAAGCGAAACCCCAGCAUCUCAAAUCGGACGAAGAGCUACAAGCAGAGGUAGUUUCUGAGCACGCAGUCCCGGGAGAAGGAGCAGAUGAUGGUGAUAGCGGGAACGAGAGCAGGAGUGGAAGCGAAGAAACCAACGUCUGUGAGAAGUGCUGCGCCGAGUUCUUCAAGUGGACGGAUUUCCUGGAGCACAAGAAGAGCUGCACUAAAAACCCCCUGGUGCUGAUUGUCAAUGAAGAUGAGCCAGCUCCACCCCCUGCUGAGGAAUUCCCUGAUCCCUCUCCCGCCAGCUCUCCCAGUGACCAGGCAGAGAGUGAAGCUGCUGAAGAAGGCGUGCAGGCAGAAAACAAUGACAGCUCUGAGGUAAAAAACACAGAAAAGGAAGAAGAGCCAAUGGAGGUAGAAACUUCUGCAGAGAAAAGUUUCCAGAAUAAAGGCACCUCAAACACAGCUACUCCUCUACCUCAGAUCCCUGAACCAUCUUCCAUGACAAGCUAUAACAUGCCAAACACCAAUGUCACGCUAGAGACUCUGCUGAGCACGAAAGUGGCAGUCGCGCAAUUCUCACAGAGUGCGCGGGCCACUGCUUCCACGAGCAUCAGCAGCGGGGUGACGGCUGUGGCCAUCCCCAUGAUUCUGGAGCAGCUCAUGGCCCUGCAGCAGCAGCAGAUUCACCAACUCCAGCUGAUUGAGCAGAUCCGCAGUCAGGUGGCAAUGAUGAACCGCCAGCCCCUGCGACCAUCCCUCAGCCAGAUUGUGGCUGCGCAGGCUGGUCCCGGACAGGCCUCCAACCAGCUGCAAGGGUUUGCCACCAGCGCCGCCGUCCAGCUCACUGCAGUCAUUCCUUCUGCCAUUGUGGGGCAGGCCACUGCUGGUCAGCCCACUGCCUUCGACGGCUCUCAGCACAUCUCGAGACCUACAUCCGGAACAAAUACACCCAAUAUAUCCGGCAGUGGCUCUUCUGCCCUGCCUGAAUCAGGUGUACCUUCCUCCUCAAACGCGAUUACAUCCAUAACUCCCGUUUCUGUGUCAAAUGCUCCUAACAGUGCUUCGCAGCCCCAGAAUGCUUCAACUCCACCUUCAAUAGGACAUGGAAGCCUCACCUCAGUAUCCAGCCUGCCAAACUCACUUCUACCUCAGACUUCAUCAAAUAGUGUGAUCUUCCCCAAUCCACUGGUUAGCAUCGCCGCAACUGCUAACGCUCUCGAUCCUUUGUCUGCCCUUAUGAAGCACCGCAAAGGAAAGCCACCAAAUGUGUCAGUGUUUGAACCCAAGUCAAGCUCUGAGGAUCCCUUUUUUAAACAUAAAUGCCGAUUUUGUGCCAAGGUCUUUGGAAGUGACAGUGCUUUACAGAUUCACCUCCGCUCGCAUACAGGCGAAAGACCUUUUAAGUGUAACAUAUGUGGAAACCGCUUUUCCACAAAGGGCAACCUGAAAGUUCAUUUUCAGAGGCAUAAAGAGAAAUACCCUCAUAUUCAGAUGAACCCUUAUCCUGUUCCAGAAUACCUCGAUAAUGUCCCCACCUGCUCUGGAAUCCCAUAUGGGAUGUCACUGCCCCCUGAGAAGCCGGUCACAACGUGGUUAGACAGUAAACCUGUUUUACCAACUGUCCCGACUUCCAUCGGGCUCCAGCUGCCCCCCACUAUUCCUGGUGUGAACAGUUACGGAGACUCUCCAAGUAUCACUCCUAUGAGCAGGUCACCCCAGAGGCCUUCUCCUGCCUCCAGUGAAUGCACUUCUCUAUCCCCAAGCCUCAACACUUCUGAGUCGGGUGUUCCAGCAUCUGCUGAAUCCCCACAGCCCAUUCAGAGUGGCUCAUCUCUGACCAAGGCAGAACCUGUCACUCUGCCUCCCACAAGCACACGGCUUGGGGACGUUUCUGCAGGUGGGCAAGUUUCUGCAGCUGCCACAUCUUCAAUUCCUACGGUGGUUACAGACAGCAGUGUUGCAACAAGCCUCUCAAACUCUGUGCUUCCAGCAGUGUCUGACCAGUUUAAGGCAAAGUUUCCAUUUGGUGGUCUGCUAGACUCUAUGCAAACAUCAGAAACCUCAAAACUACAACAGCUAGUGGAGAACAUUGAUAAGAAGAUGACAGAUCCGAAUCAAUGUGUCAUUUGUCACCGUGUGCUUAGUUGUCAGAGCGCUCUCAAGAUGCAUUACAGAACACAUACUGGAGAAAGACCAUUUAAAUGCAAAAUUUGUGGACGUGCCUUUACUACAAAAGGCAAUCUAAAAACACAUUUUGGAGUUCAUCGAGCAAAGCCACCACUUAGAGUACAGCACUCGUGUCCCAUUUGUCAGAAGAAAUUUACAAACGCGGUUGUUCUUCAGCAGCACAUUCGUAUGCAUAUGGGUGGUCAAAUUCCGAACACGCCACUACCAGAGGGCUUCCAGGAUGCCAUGGACUCCGAGCUUUCCUAUGAUGAGAAGAAUGUUGACACACUGAGCAACUUCGAUGAUGACAUUGAUGAAAAUUCUAUGGAAGAGGACCCGGAACUAAAGGACACGGCAAGUGAUUCAUCCAAACCCCUUAUCUCUUACUCUGGGUCAUGUCCUUCUUCACCACCUUCUGUGAUCUCCAGUAUUGCUGCUUUGGAGAAUCAAAUGAAAAUGAUUGAUUCUGUCAUGAACUGUCAGCAGCUGACCAAUUUAAAAUCCAUAGAAAAUGGAUCAGGGGAAAGUGACCAUUUGAGCAAUGACUCCUCAUCAGCCGUUGGUGAUCUUGAAAGCCAGAGUGCAGGCAGCCCUGCAAUGUCAGAGUCUUCUUCCUCCAUGCAAGCUUUGUCUCCUGUGAAUAGCAAUAGUGAAAGUUUCAGAUCAAAGUCCCCCGGUCUCAGUAACCAAGAAGAGCCACAAGAAAUACAAUUAAAGACAGAAAAACCAGACAGUCCACCACCCACAACUGAAAAUGGAGGCGCAUUAGACCUGACAUCCACCAACCCGGGAAGACCGGUCAUCAAAGAGGAGGCUCCUUUUAGUCUGCUGUUCCUGAACAGAGAACGUGGUCCCAGCCAAAGUACUCCUAGCCUGGUCACCAGUACAGCACCUACCAUGAUCAAAAUGGAAGUGAAUGGUCACAGCAAGCCGAUCUCUUUGGGUGAGGUUCCCUCGCUUCCAGCUGGAAUCCAGGUUCCUGCUGCACCACAGACAGUGAUGAGUCCGGGGAUCACCCCUAUGCUGGCACCCCCCCCUCGCCGGACUCCCAAGCAGCACAACUGUCAGUCGUGCGGGAAGACCUUCUCCUCAGCAAGUGCACUGCAGAUACACGAGCGCACCCAUACCGGUGAAAAACCGUUUGGUUGCACAAUCUGUGGUAGAGCUUUUACCACAAAGGGGAAUCUUAAGGUUCACAUGGGGACUCACAUGUGGAAUAACGCCCCUGCACGCCGUGGCCGACGCCUCUCCGUGGAAAACCCCAUGGCUUUGCUUGGUGGCGACGCUCUCAAGUUCUCCGAGAUGUUCCAGAAGGAUUUGGCAGCUCGGGCCAUGAAUGUUGACCCCAAUUUUUGGAACCAAUAUGCUGCAGCUAUCACUAACGGACUUGCUAUGAAGAACAAUGAGAUUUCUGUCAUACAGAACGGUGGCAUUCCUCAGCUCCCAGUAAGUCUAGGCGGAGGCGCCAUCCCGCCUCUAAGUAACCUUACCGGUGGCAUGGACAAAGCUCGCACGGGCAGCAGCCCUCCCAUUGUCAGUCUGGACAAAGCAAGUUCUGAGACGGGAGCCAGUCGUCCAUUCACAAGAUUUAUUGAGGAUAAUAAAGAGAUUGGCAUAAAUUAAAAGCAUUCAUUCCGAAUAACUGUUGGACCUCUACUCGACACAACACUUGUCCUGUCCCAUGUACAGCUUUUGAAGCUAAGCAUUAGUUUCCUGACCUAAAUGCAUAGGUUCCCUUUAAAAUUUUACCCAUAGCAGAAAUACAUAACUUUUUGUGGCUGCUGAAAAGUUGUCUUGCAAGAUCUGCAUGGUACUUCUUUCAACAGUGAGUUUGACUGUUACUGAGAACUUUGAAACCUUUUAAUUUAACAGAAAACAAACAAACCAGUUAUGGGAUAACUUCAUUAGAAACAGAAAGAGGCUAGUCUACAUUCACUUUGCUUCUUACAAAACUUACUAUCACCUGAGAAAGGGGGGCUUCAUUAUGGCAUUCUGUCACACUUAUUUGCUGGUUUUUGUUCAAAUUAGUUAGCAACUUGGACUAUGUUUUUAGGAAUCUUAAUCUUAAAUAAGUGAUUUAGUACCCCAAUGCUGUGUAUUAUUACAGUAUCCUUGUCUGUAGUAUUUAUAAUGUUAAGAUUAUGCGGGUAACAGACAAUAUACUAGCCCCAAACUUAAAUGAAGCUUUUGUACUGCAAAAUACAUCUGGCUAUGUGAUUUUUCUUUUUUCUUUUUCCUUUUUUUUUUUUUUUAAGCAAGUUUUGUUUUACUAUGAAUAAGUGGUUUCUUUCAAUGCAGGCAAAAUUGUGAAGUUUUAUUGGGAAAGAUAGCAUGCUUUUCAUGUGCAAGUACCUGUCAGUAACAAACCUUUUUUUAUUUAAAUAUUUGUAGCUGCUAUGUGGACAGUUGUUCUAUUAAAUGAAAAAAAAAUGUAGUGUGGAUUUUAGCUCAAUGAUUGGAAAACAAGUUACAGACAAACCUUAGCACCAUAAAUUAUUCACAACAUUAUAAACAGUCGUGAGGAAGUACUCCGUGUUAUCAAAGCUGCACAAUAAAAAGGUAAUGUUUGUAUAAUGUGGUUGCAAACUCUUAAUUUAUACUAUUGCACUUUUAGUAUUUUGUAUUAGGGAGGUUUGUCUAUAAUUUGAAACUGACAAAGAUAUCAACUAUUUUAUAAAUAGUACUUUGACUUAAGGAGUAAGGAGGAGGACCCUGUUGCAGUUUCUUGUUUUGUUUUAAGCUCAAACAAUGAGAGAUCUCUAUCAACUUAGCAGAAAAUUGCAGAGAACUGUCAGAUCCUUAGGAAAUAUGGGGACUGCUGUUUCUUAAAUGGAAAUUAUUCAUUUAACUUUUCUACGACGCCCACUUAAAAGCGUGACCACCCCUGACAGAAUUCUGAUACAUUUAUCUUAGGAGUGUGGUAUUAAUUCAAGUCUAGGAUAGAGGAAGGAGAAUAUUAUGUAGGUUUAAUUUUCCUGUAAUCUGUUCUGUCUCUUCCACACAUAACCAUAAGAAAGAUGCUGACUGCCUAACAAUAGUGGGAACAAAAGAAUUUUGGGCAGCGUGAGCAGUAGUAACACACAAAUGCUCCAUAUUUAUUUCCAACUGUCUGAUUAUCUUUUCAGAUUGCUCCAAAGCACAAUGUAUUCUGAUUAAUCAAAUAUAAUUUUACGUUGAUUGCAUUGUUGGAAUUAUGCUGAGUAAACAAAGGGAUUGGUUCCACUCAUAAGUUAAGCGGGGAAUGCUGAGGAGACUGGGGCUUAAUCAAAACUUGAACAGAAAAUGUUUUGUGUACUACCUCAUUUUUGUGUGUUACAAGCAUGGUGGAGUUGACACUCUGAACUUCUGUCCAGCAGAAUUGCUUGAGGGACAUUAUGGGUAGCUGGGUAACAGCGCAAGGAGUUUCAUGCCCCUGAAGAACGAAUCAGACAGUGAGGUCUUCUCAGUUAAGACUGAAAUAUAGGACAAUCUUUCUUAUAAAACAGAAAUCAUUACUGUAAGAGGAUGGACUAUUUCUGCCAUCACAUAAUGGGGUGAAAAGAGGUUCAAAGACUUAUUAGCUGUUCGUUUCUAUUAGAAAUGAACAAUGAACUCUACAGCUCCAUUUUCUACAAUGAUGAGAUAGAGACAUAUAGAUAUAAAUAUAUAUCUAUAUCUGAGCAAAAUUAUAUAUCUGUAACACCUCUACAAUAUAACAUAAUUUUUUGCCACAGUGUGUGGGUGGUUAGGAGUGUUUCCAAGCAUUAAAGAAAACUGAGGUGGCUUAAUGUUGCUGUAUUUCAGCAAUUGAAUGUUUUUAUUUAUCUGUGUAAUUUUUGGUGUGACUUUUUUUUGUUAGUAUUUGGUACCAUGUAGUGUUAUCUCUAUUCCCUAAAGGAUGUGUAUAAUUAAAAAAAAGAAAAAAAAUAAAAAAGAAGGAAAAAUAGAGAAGAAAAAAUGAAAAAGGAAAAAGAGAAAAAAUAUGUAUAGUGUUGUAAAUAAGAUGGUUGAUGAUGGUACAGUAAGACUGACCCCAUUUUGUAUUCAGGGUUAGGCCAUUCCUCUCUGCAUGGUGAAGAGAGACACUAUUUUUAUACUGUGAUACCAUGUAGGGCUAGGAGCCUCCCUGAAACAGCUGGGAAUUGUUACCUAGAUCCAAUAUUUUUUAUUAUUAAAUCUUGUUGGCUUGACACAUCUACUGAUUGAAAUGGAUGUCUUAGUCUAGGUUACUAUUUUUGUCAUAUGGAAUUGAAUAAAAUGCAGGAUGUAAUAUUAUUUCUGAAUUGCGUUCCUUGAUUACUCUAAUAACAGAACAAGAUAUGAGACUAAGGUCACUUGUGGUAGAUUGGUGUCAAUGACUUCUAAUCAUUGCAUCUGGAAAUCAGAGUAAGGUCGACACCGUAUAUUCAAAUGUUUUUCUAAUUUAUAUUAACAGUGCAAAGGGAUAGAAUUAUUAAAAUAACUUUUCCAAUGAAAAUAAAUUUUAAGAGCAUUUAUCCCAAGGCAGUAGAACUAAAAAUGACACCAAAAAGAAAAUUUUGGAGGGGGGAAACAGAUUUUGGAAUGACUACUGUUUCAAACUGACUGCUUUCUGAACAUUUAUCCUGUACUCUCUAAUGAAAAAGCCUCCUUUUCAGGUUGUUUAAACAUCUGCCUAAUAUUCAUGAUACACCUCAUGAUAAAAUUUGUGAACAAAUUUAUCAGGAGCAGUUCAAAUUCUAAAAUACAAAAAGGAAAAAAAUUGACAGCUCGCAUCCAUUCAUUCCAAAUGACAUAACCUAUAUGUUUAAACCCAUGGUUUUGUUUUGUCUUUUUUUCCAAUAUCCUCAAUUAUCAAAGCAUGUCUAACUUUAACCAAAUUAUUUUUUCACAUUGAUUUAAAUAAAAGUAUUUACAUUCUUAAGGUUAGGCAUGUGGUUACGUAUCUCCUGCAAAAAAGCUGUAUGUUUGAGUAAACUCCAAGCUGUUAUAUUCCGAUGGUGAAUGCCUGCUGCAUUUAAAACCGACAAAAGAUAAAUAAAAGAGAAAAAUCUGUA